GGCGAGCGGCAGGAAAUGGCGGCGGCGGCGGCGGCGCCGGGCGGCACCGGGAGGCCUGGCCUGUGACGCGCGCGCCGGAGCGGGGUCCGAUGGUUCUGGAAGGCCCGCGGCGCCCAGUGCUGCAGGUUACCUAGGGUAUGCAUAAAUACAGACUUGGAAACUCUGAAAGAACUUAGAGUCAGCAUUUCGAGAGCAGAAGCUUGGGCAUGCUGUGAUUUUCCAAUAACUAUCACAAUGUCAGAAUGCAGUUCAGACAGCAGCAACACAGAGGUCGCAGACAUUAAAACGUAAGCUGUGCUAGAACAAAUGCAAUGAAAGAAACACUGGAUGAAUGAAAAGCCCUGCUUUGCAGCCCCUCAGCAUGGCAGGCCUGCAGCUCAUGACCCCUGCUUCCUCACCAAUGGGUCCUUUCUUUGGACUGCCAUGGCAACAAGAAGCAAUUCAUGAUAACAUUUAUACGCCAAGAAAAUACCAGGUUGAGCUGCUGGAAGCAGCUCUGGACCAUAACACCAUUGUCUGCUUGAACACCGGCUCAGGGAAGACGUUCAUCGCAGUCCUGCUCACCAAAGAGCUGGCCCAUCAGAUCAGGGGUGACCUCAACCCACGUGCAAAAAGGACCGUGUUCCUCGUCAACUCUGCAAACCAGGUUGCUCAACAAGUUUCAGCUGUCAGAACUCACUCAGACCUCAAGGUUGGGGAGUACUCAAACCUAGAAGUAAAUGCAUCUUGGACAAAAGAGAGAUGGAGCCAAGAGUUCACUAAGCACCAGGUUCUCAUUAUGACUUGCUAUGUCGCCUUGAAUGUUUUGAAAAAUGGUUACUUGUCACUGUCAGACAUUAACCUUUUGGUGUUUGAUGAGUGUCAUCUUGCAAUUCUAGACCACCCCUACCGAGAAAUUAUGAAGCUCUGUGAAAGUUGUCCAUCAUGCCCUCGAAUUUUGGGACUAACUGCUUCCAUCUUAAAUGGGAAAUGUGAUCCAGAGGAAUUGGAAGAAAAGAUUCAGAAACUGGAGAAGAUUCUUAAGAGUAAUGCUGAGACUGCCACUGACCUGGUGGUCUUAGACAGAUACGCUUCUCAGCCAUGUGAGAUUGUGGUAGAUUGUGGACCAUUUACUGACAAAAGUGGGCUUUAUGAAAGGCUGCUGAUGGAAUUAGAAGAAGCACUUAAUUUUAUCAAUGACUGUAAUGUAUCUGUACAUUCAAAGGAAAGAGAUUCUACUCUGAUCUCCAAACAAAUACUCUCAGACUGCCGUGCGGUGUUGGUUGUUCUGGGACCCUGGUGUGCGGACAAAGUAGCUGGGAUGAUGGUAAGAGAACUGCAGAAGUACAUCAAACAUGAGCAGGAGGAGCUGCACAGGAAGUUCUUAUUGUUUACAGACACUCUGCUGAGGAAAAUACAUGCACUAUGUGAAGAGCACUUCUCACCUGCCUCACUUGACCUGAAGUAUGUAACUCCUAAAGUAAUGAAACUGCUCGAGAUCCUGCGCAAAUACAAGCCCUAUGAGCGACAGCAGUUUGAAAGUGUUGAGUGGUACAAUAAUAGGAAUCAAGAUAAUUAUGUGUCCUGGAGUGAUUCUGAGGAUGAUGAUGACGAUGAAGAAAUUGAAGAAAAAGAAAAGCCAGAGACAAAUUUUCCUUCUCCAUUUACCAAUAUCUUGUGUGGAAUCAUUUUUGUGGAAAGAAGAUACACAGCAGUUGUCCUAAACAGGUUGAUAAAGGAAGCUGGCAAGCAGGACCCAGAGCUGGCUUAUAUAAGCAGCAACUUUAUAACUGGACACGGCAUUGGCAAGAGCCAGCCUCGCAGCAAACAGAUGGAAGCGGAGUUCAGAAAACAGGAGGAGGUACUUAGGAAAUUUCGAGCACACGAGACUAACCUGCUCAUUGCAACAAGUGUUGUAGAAGAGGGUGUGGAUAUUCCCAAGUGCAAUUUGGUGGUUCGUUUUGAUUUGCCCACGGAGUAUCGAUCAUAUGUUCAGUCCAAAGGACGAGCCCGAGCCCCGAUCUCUAAUUAUGUGAUGUUGGCCGAUACAGACAAGAUACAAAGCUUUGAAGAAGACCUUAAGACCUACAAAGCUAUAGAAAAGAUUUUAAGAAACAAGUGUUCCAAAUCAGUGGAUGGUGCUGAGGCUGACGUUGAUGCCGUUGUAGAUGAUGAUGAUGUUUUCCCACCAUAUGUAUUGAGGCCUGAUGAUGGGGGUCCACGGGUCACAAUCAACACUGCCAUUGGACAUAUUAACAGAUAUUGUGCUCGAUUACCAAGUGAUCCGUUUACUCAUCUAGCUCCCAAAUGUAGAACACAAGAGUUGCCUGAUGGUACAUUUUAUUCAACUCUUUAUCUUCCGAUUAACUCACCUCUUCGAGCCUCCAUUGUUGGUCCACCAAUGGGCUGUGUACGGUUGGCUGAAAGAGUGGUAGCUCUCAUUUGCUGUGAAAAACUGCACAAAAUUGGUGAACUGGAUGAACAUUUGAUGCCAGUUGGGAAAGAGACUGUUAAAUAUGAAGAAGAGCUUGACUUACAUGAUGAAGAGGAAACCAGUGUUCCAGGAAGACCAGGGUCCACAAAGCGAAGGCAGUGCUACCCCAAAGCAAUCCCAGAGUGCUUGAGGGAGAGUUACCCUAAGCCUGGUCAGCCUUGCUACCUGUAUGUGAUAGGGAUGGUCUUAACUACCCCUCUCCCUGAUGAACUCAACUUCAGGCGACGGAAACUCUACCCUCCUGAGGACACCACAAGAUGCUUUGGGAUCCUGACAGCCAAACCCAUACCUCAGAUUCCUCACUUUCCUGUGUACACACGCUCUGGAGAGGUCACCAUAUCCAUUGAGCUGAAGAAGUCUGGCUUCACACUGUCUCAACAAAUGCUCGAGCUGAUUACAAGACUCCACCAGUAUAUAUUCUCACACAUUCUUCGGCUUGAAAAACCUGCCCUAGAGUUUAAACCUACAGGCGCUGAGUCAGCAUACUGUGUUCUACCUCUUAAUGUUGUUAAUGACUCUAGCACUUUGGACAUUGACUUUACAUUCAUGGAGGAUAUUGAGAAGUCUGAAGCUCGAAUAGGCAUUCCCAGCACUAAGUAUUCAAAAGAAACACCAUUUGUUUUUAAGUUAGAAGAUUACCAAGAUGCAGUUAUCAUUCCAAGAUAUCGCAAUUUUGAUCAGCCUCAUCGAUUUUAUGUAGCUGAUGUGUAUACUGAUCUUACCCCACUCAGUAAAUUUCCUUCCCCCGAGUAUGAAACUUUUGCGGAAUAUUAUAAAACAAAGUACAACCUUGACCUGACCAAUCUCAACCAGCCGCUGCUGGAUGUCGACCACACAUCUUCCAGACUUAACCUUUUGACACCUCGGCAUUUGAAUCAGAAGGGGAAAGCACUUCCUCUAAGCAGUGCUGAAAAGAGGAAAGCCAAAUGGGAAAGUCUGCAGAACAAACAGAUACUGGUUCCGGAACUCUGUGCUAUACAUCCAAUCCCAGCAUCACUGUGGAGAAAAGCAGUUUGUCUCCCCAGCAUACUUUAUCGCCUUCACUGCCUUUUGACUGCAGAGGAGCUAAGAGCUCAGACAGCCAGCGAUGCUGGCGUGGGAGUCAGAUCACUUCCUGCGGAUUUUAGAUACCCUAACUUAGACUUCGGGUGGAAAAAAUCUAUUGAUAGCAAGUCUUUCAUCUCAACUUGUAACUCCUCGUUGGCUGAAAAUGAUAAUUACUGUAAGCACAGCACAAUUAUAGUCCCUGAAAAUGCUGCACAUCAAGGUGCUACUAGAACCCCCUUAGAAAACCAUGACCAAAUGUCUGUGAACUGCAGAAGGCUACCUGCUGAGUCACCUGGUAAGCUCCAAAUUGAAGUUUCAACGGAUCUUACAGCAAUCAAUGGUCUUUCUUUCAACAAAAAUCUUGCCAAUGGCAGUUAUGAUUUAGUUAACAGAGACUUUUGCCAAGGAAAUCAGCUGAAUUACUUCAAGCAGGAAAUACCUGUGCAACCAACUACCUCAUAUCCCAUUCAGAAUUUAUACCAUUAUGAGAACCAGCCCAAGCCCAGCAAUGAAUGUACUCUACUGAGUAAUAAAUACCUUGAUGGAAACGCUAACACAUCUACCUCAGAUGGAAGCCCCGCGGUGUCUACGAUGCCUGCCGUGAUGAGUGCUGUGAAAGCACUCAAGGACAGGAUGGAUUCUGAGCAGCGCCCUUCUGUUGGGUACUCCUCGAGGACUCUUGGCCCCAACCCUGGACUGAUUCUUCAGGCUCUGACACUGUCAAAUGCUAGCGAUGGGUUUAACCUGGAGCGGCUUGAGAUGCUUGGCGACUCCUUUUUAAAGCAUGCUAUCACCACAUAUCUCUUUUGCACUUACCCUGAUGCUCACGAGGGCCGCCUUUCAUAUAUGAGAAGCAAAAAGGUCAGCAACUGUAACCUGUAUCGCCUUGGCAAGAAGAAGGGGCUGCCCAGCCGCAUGGUAGUGUCCAUAUUUGAUCCUCCUGUGAAUUGGCUUCCUCCUGGUUAUGUGGUCAAUCAAGACAAAAGUAACGCAGAGAAAUGGGAAAAGGAUGAAAUGACAAAAGACUGCUUGCUGGCUAAUGGCAAACUAGGUAAGGACUGCGAGGAGGGGGAGGACCUGACGUGGAGGGCACCCAAGGAGGAGGCUGAGUAUGAAGACGACUUCCUGGAGUAUGAUCAGGAGCACAUCCAGUUUAUAGACAGCAUGUUAAUGGGGUCAGGAGCCUUUGUGAAGAAAAUUUCUCUUUCUCCUUUUUCAACCUCCGAUUCUGCUUAUGAAUGGAAAAUGCCCAAAAAGUCCUCCUUAGGCAGUAUGCCAUUUUCCUCAGACCUCGAGGAUUUUGACUACAGCUCUUGGGAUGCAAUGUGCUAUCUGGAUCCUAGCAAAGCAGUUGAAGAGGAUGACUUUGUGGUGGGUUUCUGGAAUCCAUCAGAAGAAAACUGUGGCGUUGACACAGGGAAGCAGUCCAUUUCUUACGACUUGCACACGGAGCAGUGCAUUGCUGACAAAAGCAUAGCAGAUUGUGUGGAGGCCCUGCUGGGCUGCUAUUUAACCAGCUGCGGCGAGAGGGCUGCUCAGCUUUUCCUCUGUUCGCUGGGGCUGAAGGUGCUCCCAGUCAUCAAAAGGACCAGCCGGGAAAAGGCCCUGUACCCUGCUCAGGAGAACUUCAGCAGCCAACAAAAGAGCCUUUCAGGGAGCUGUGCUGCCGCCGCAGCCAGCCCACGCUCCUCUGCAGGGAAAGACUUGGAGUACGGCUGCCUGAAGAUCCCACCAAGGUGUAUGUUUGACCAUCCAGAUGCAGAGAAAACCUUGAACCACCUGAUAUCUGGAUUUGAAAAUUUUGAGAAGAAAAUCAACUACAGAUUCAAGAAUAAGGCUUACCUUCUGCAGGCUUUUACACAUGCCUCCUACCACUACAACACUAUCACUGAUUGUUACCAGCGCUUAGAAUUCCUGGGAGAUGCGAUUUUGGACUACCUCAUAACCAAGCACCUUUAUGAAGACCCGCGUCAGCAUUCCCCAGGGGUCCUGACCGACCUGCGCUCUGCCCUGGUCAAUAACACCAUCUUUGCAUCUUUGGCUGUGAAGUAUGACUACCACAAGUACUUUAAAGCUGUCUCUCCCGAGCUCUUCCAUGUCAUUGACGACUUUGUGCAGUUUCAGCUUGAGAAGAACGAGAUGCAGGGGAUGGACUCUGAGCUUAGGAGAUCCGAGGAGGAUGAGGAGAAAGAAGAGGAUAUCGAAGUCCCCAAGGCCAUGGGGGACAUUUUUGAAUCUCUUGCUGGUGCCAUUUAUAUGGACAGUGGGAUGUCUCUGGAGGUGGUCUGGCAGGUGUACUACCCAAUGAUGCGGCCACUAAUAGAAAAGUUUUCUGCAAAUGUGCCCCGUUCUCCAGUGAGAGAAUUGCUUGAGAUGGAACCAGAAACUGCCAAGUUUAGCCCGGCGGAGAGAACUUACGAUGGGAAGGUCAGAGUCACCGUGGAAGUGGUGGGAAAGGGGAAAUUUAAAGGUGUCGGCCGGAGCUACAGGAUCGCAAAGUCUGCUGCAGCAAGACGAGCCCUCCGCAGCCUCAAAGCUAACCAGCCUCAGGUUCCUAACAGCUGAAACCUCCAGACGCAGGCAGCAAGACGAUGAACCAGCAUCACAGAAAUACAGCAAAGGAGGAUUCAGAGUUGACACGGAGCAGAAUGACUGAAGGCAGAAUUUAAAGUUUGAUAACAAGAUAGAUAACAGAAUAAAACAUUUAAUAUGUGUAUAAACUUUUUGGAACUAAUUGUAGUUUUAGUUUUUUGCGCAAACACAAUCUUGUCUUCUUUCCCCACUUCUGCUCUGUUUAAAUCACAAGAGUGCUUUAAUGCCGGUGUUUAGCAAGUUCUUGAAAUCAUUUUGAUGGGUUUUUGUGUUGUUUGGGUUUUUGCAUUUCAUUUCUGUUGCCUUUGCUUGGUAUUAAGAGGUCGUGGAGCUUACCCUCUAGCAGUCCCUGAAGUGGGGAGAGUCCUCUGGCCUUGCAGUCCCUCAGCACUCGUGCCUGUCCUGCGGCAGUUGUUGAGCCCAACAGAGCAGAAUAGUUUGUGACAGAAGCACCAGUGUUGUUGGGGCAGAGCAAACUCCCAGACGCUGUUGCCCUUAAUAGUAAGGGACAGAUUUUGAGUUGGUGUCAAGGCCAGAUUUUCUGAUGCCACAUGCUGCACAGAGAGGGUUCUUGCCUUAAAAGUAGAGACUUGAUAGUUUUCUUCCUUUUCGGUCUUUUGGGAACAAACUAUUUUCCCCUUUCCUUUAUCUUAUUAUGCAUUAGAUGAGAUGGAUGACACAGCUCACUAGAGUACUUGCAGCAGAAUGAUUGCAGAUAGGAUUCUGUCACCUGUAUAUACCCUGAAGACAUUCUAAAAGCCAGAGUGAGUAGUUGGAUUUUUAAAACAUCAUUAUAGGCAGGAUGUGUGAGUAGGUGCCCAGUUUCCCUCAGACCUUCCUGCCAGGUAGUUGCGGUGAUGGAAAUGCUUGCCUGUCAGCUGUUGUAACAAAAUGACCCUGAGAUGCAGUGUGCCUAGAGAUGCUGCAGGCUUGUAGUGGAGCUGAGGCUCAUUGAGAGCGGCACAGCAGGGCAUCUCCUGCUCCUGCCCAGGUCCCGACUGUGCCAGCAAUGUUGCUGCAUCACCAAAGCUGUGUUGUGUAUGCUUGGGGUCAGCAUUGAGACAGACGGGCAGGAGGCCAGGACUGACACCUGGGAUGGAAGUCACUAGUUUAGAUGGACUAGGUCAUUAGUUCUGUCUCAGUAAGAGGAACUAAAGCUUUCUAGGCAUUUGCUGAAGCUUCUUGAUUAGGUCUGUAGGCACUCUUCACUCACACACCUCAGUCCCCCCCUUGCCUGCAUUUUCCCAGUUGGUGCUAUGUUUAUGUAUCAUGCUUGAAGUUUAAUUUUUUGCACUGUGACUAUAAUACCUCUUAAUUUACAUUUUUAAAAUGCUAUAUGGGCUGCCAUGCCCUUCCAUCGACAUACAGUAGAGGUUUGCUGCAAUUUGCCCUAUUAUGCUUGAAGUCUCAGCAAGCUGAGCCAGGAUGGCUCCUACUUCCCACAUCCUUCUGAGGCUGAUGCUUCAUGUAAUGCUGCACUUAGGUUAAAUUACCAUUGGUUUUGCUGUGCAUCUUCCACCCUGGAAGAGACACUCUGUGUGUGAACACACAGAAGCUGUUGGCCUCACUUCCUAGGGAACCUCAGGUGGGGGAGAGUGAAUUUCUCUAGGAUCAUUUGCUGGCACUGAUCUUAAACUUCAAUUGGGAAUCUAAAUUAUUAAGUGAGUUUUUGAGAAAAUAAUUUGGACCUCUUGUUUUAAAUAUUUAGUUUUGAUUUGAGAUUGUUUGAUUUAAAGCACCCCCACUCAUGCACAUACACAAACCUUAAUGCAAGACAUCAUAGCAAGUUCAAACCAGGUGAUCUUUUGAAUGUUGUAGCUGUAGCUUGUACAGUCAGACAGUAAAGGGGUGGGAUUUGGGGAGGUGGAGUUUGUUGUCCUAUCACAGUCUCUUGGUAAUUUAUAAACUACCUGAUCCUUUGCAUUGUGACUCAUGCAUUUAUCCCUGUGUCAUGGGAUGCGCUUUCAUCCUGGCACCAAAAUCAGAUUGUUUCACAGUUCCGAUUCCUGGUGGGAGAAAAAUGCCUCAAUAUAUUUUGUAACCAUAAGGAGAGUAUUUUUUGUUAAUAUUGAGAAGUUCAGAGUUGGAUAUAAUUAGAUCAUCCAUUCUCAGGGCUCAGAUUUCCUGCCAUUAUUCAGAAUGUUAUAUCCACAGCAAGCUUGGGCUGUUUUCGGGUGUUUUUUUUUGUUUUUUUUUUUCUUUCUUGUUGGAUGAAAGUACCUGAUAAUUUGACUCACAGUUUGAAGCAUUCUGUGAUUCACCCAGAGACCAAGUUGGAAAAAUAAAAGCAUAAGUUAGACACACGAUGAUCAGGAAUGCUUCAGUGUUGUGCAGUUUCCCCAGCUCCCACUGGCUGCAGGGCUUUGCAUUUCAGAGAAAAGUUGCUCUGUCACCUCACUCGGUGACUUUGUGCCUCCUCUGCCAGUGUAGUGGAAGGUAGAGAAGAUGGCCGGCGCCUGUAGACUGGUGAGGUUUACUGGAGGAAGCAGCUGCAAAGGCACGGGCGCUCGCCGGGGUGCUGCAGCGUUGGGAUGUCCUCUGUGGCCCACUUUUGCAGUCCCAGCCAUGCUGCAUGUGUGGCUCUGUCCUCUGUCCUGUGCAUGCUGCACAUGCAAGGGCAGUGCUUCGUGUGCUCUACCUGGUUUCCAGGAACUCCUGCGUAAUCCAGAGGAGGGGACAUGGUUGGUCCUUGCUGCAAUUCUGACUUCCAAAUUUGAGAAGAUACUGUGAUGCCUGUCCUUCGUCACACACUUGCAUAACUUAACUAUUAUUUUGUCUGUGGCAUUUUUUUUCUAUUUGUAAAGUGAAAGCAUGGCAGAAAUUUGUUGACUGAACACUUAAUUAAUGCUUUUAAAAUGUUUGGUUACAUUUCUUUUUUGUUUGUUUGUUUGUAUUAUGUGAAAUGAUUAAAUUUCAAAUGACCUCUGUCUAACACUCCUAUAGUUAUCCUUUAAAAUACUGAUGUUUUACUUUCUUGUCAGUAGCCCAUCCUCGGAAAGAUUCAGACGUGCUGUCUGAUGAGCAGGGGCUUUGAGGCUGCUUUGUUCCGCUGUUGAGUUCCUGUGUGCAGUCACUCACCACCAGACAGUGGCUGCAGAGCACCGAAAACAGUGAAAACCCCACAACCACCCGGUGUGCUUGUAGGGGCCUGUUGAUUUAAAACGAAUCCUCGCUCAGUGAAGGCAUCUAAUCCUUCCACAAACUUACAUUAGCAAACCGAGGCCUUGCACCUUUUAUUUCACGGAUGGACCUGAGCUGAGCCUGCAUUCUCGUCCUUAACUGAUUCUUGUCUGCAGGGGCACACAGGUUCUGUGUGCUGCCUCUGUGCUUGAUUUAACAGCUUCUAAGAACCUAUAGUUCCCACCUGCUGAUUACUCUUCUGGAAUUUAAUUAUUUCUCAAUAAAUUUUGUAUUUUAUAUUGUACAUGAGACAUUUUAAAGAUAUGUUUUAAGACCAAGGAUAGUUAAAAUGAUUGUAAAAGUCGUGUGUGGCAUGGAGACCGUGUGCUGUCCACUAGCAGGGAAAAUGAACACCUCAAACUAACUUGCAUAUAUUAUUUUACUCAUUUUACUUUUUUCUUGUCCAUUUUUCUUUGAAGAACAACCACGGACAGUUUAAAUGUUACAGAUGCCCCCAGAAUUCACCUCAGCCGCUGGUUCUGUAGCAGAAGUGCAGAGGUGGCUGGGAAGAACACAUCUGCCUUUGCUGUAAAUAAAGGGAAAUGACUAAGGCGAAGUCAGCCUGGCGGUUCCGCUGACAGUAGCCAAUGGCCAUCACAUGCUGCAGCUGAUUUUUAAAGAAACGUAGUUCGUGCACAUGGCUGUCACUGCAGAUCUGCGGUCAGCACUCAUGGAUCACAGUUACCUUUAGUUGUUUGUUUGUUUAGUUUUUCUUUUUAAUAAUUGUAGCCAAUAAAGUUAUGGUCUGUUCA
Messenger RNA from Mesocricetus auratus (golden hamster), 10044 nucleotides. RefSeq names its product dicer 1, ribonuclease III (gene Dicer1). Lineage: Eukaryota; Metazoa; Chordata; Mammalia; Rodentia; Cricetidae. Gene Ontology annotation, cellular component: nucleus; RISC complex; cytoplasm. The transcript has 29 exons. Gene Ontology annotation, biological process: pre-miRNA processing; siRNA processing; apoptotic DNA fragmentation. Gene Ontology annotation, molecular function: RNA binding; ATP binding; protein binding. The coding region runs from base 332 to 6085 and encodes 1917 amino acids. The record is from RefSeq and is a predicted model, not a curated record.